AUGAAGAAAAUAGUUAUCCAGAUGCAUAUGGGAAAUGAUAAAUGCAGAAGCAAAGCUAUGAAAAUAGCUGCAGCUUUUCAAGGUGUGGUUUCAGUGUCAUUAGAAGGAGAAAACAGAGAUCAAGUAGUAGUAACUGGAGAUCAAAUAGAUUGUGUUUGUUUGGCUAAAAAGUUGAGAAAGAAAUUUUGUUAUGUUAAUCUUCUAAGUGUUGAAGAUGAAAAGACUUCCACUACUAGUAAUGAGGGUGGUGAAGCUGGUGAAGAACAAAAAGAUGUUGAAAUAAGUACCACAUCAUUGGAAAAGUUAUCUUGUUGUGAGCAAAGCUAUCAUCCACCUUGUACCCCUUAUUACAUAGUUUAUGAUCCAUAUCCUAUUAGUUGCUAUUGGAAUAGGUUAGAUCAACUAACAGGAGUCUAUGAUCUUGUUUACGUGGAUCCGGGUCAGGAAGCUAAAUUUUCCAUCCUUGAAAAUUAUCGCGUUGCGGAUCAACCAAAUAUGCCAACACGUAGCAAGCCAAAUAACUCCAAUAAUCUUCCUUUUAGCUGUGGAGUGCACCUUAUCGGAGAUGAAAGGGAAAGUGAUGAAAUCCACCAACGAGAAAUCCGUAAUGCAACCUAA
Molecule: messenger RNA, 618 nt
Organism: Vicia villosa (hairy vetch)
Lineage: Eukaryota; Viridiplantae; Streptophyta; Magnoliopsida; Fabales; Fabaceae
Product: disease resistance protein RGA5-like
Exons: 4
Coding region: 1-618 (205 amino acids)
Molecular function (GO): metal ion binding
Source: RefSeq, a predicted model, not a curated record